Messenger RNA from Drosophila biarmipes, 1582 nucleotides. RefSeq lists its product as uncharacterized. The record is from RefSeq and is a predicted model, not a curated record. Bases 195 to 1433 code for a protein of 412 amino acids. The transcript has 3 exons. Lineage: Eukaryota; Metazoa; Arthropoda; Insecta; Diptera; Drosophilidae.
GUAGGAAAAAACAGAAGCAAAUAAAAAAAAAAAUAAAAUAAUAAAAAAAUAUAAAAUUAUUUAACUAAAACUCUAAGGAUUUAUUUUCCAGUAGGUCUGGAAUGAUACUUUAAAACACUUUUUAUCGGUCACUAAUCACAUAAAAGAGAUAAAUCUUUAAAGACAGAAUAUUUUAGCGAAGAAGAAGAAGGACCAUGCCCAAAUUGAUUCAGGGUCCUAGUUUAGAGAAAAAUCGAGAGGAAAAUGGAGGUCUCAGUGGCCAGCUGGCGGUUACAAGUACAGUGAAGCUUAAUGUUAAUGCCCAGGAAUUUAUACCACGUUUCAAGAGGGAAGAGACGUCCAAGGACAAAGCUGCGGUUCCCUUAGAUGAGGACGAGCAAAAGGUCAAAAGCAACCUAACUCUGCCUUGGAAAGGGUUUCCCAAGAAGGCUGAAAAAUCUACCCGCAGUGCUCAGGUAGUUUUGUUGAACGAUGUGGACUACAUGAUUCUUCCUUGCGUCAAAAGAUCGAAAAAGCCCAGGGAACAACAAUUAAUUGUAGACGUGGCUAAAAACACUGGACCUAAUGGAAACGCUCCGACUACUUCUACCAAAGUCACUUCAAAUACUGAUGCCGUCGAAAAUCGACGUGAACAAGAGAGAAAAGUAGCUUUAGAGGCCUUAAAAUUGUCGGAGCAACGACGCCUUAGGGGUCCUUUUGUGCCCCCCACUCAGGAAAACGAAAGUUCCAACAGAGCUCAGCCAGUUAUCCAUCUCUCACGAUCUCCCAUAAGGUUUACGCCGGAGGAAAGAGUCAAGGUGGACCGAUUGAGGAUUGCAAAGAGAGAGCGCAUCGAGAGGAUCCUGCGCGAAAUGACAAAUGAGAAGCAGGAGCAACUGAAGCAACAGCAGAUGCAGCAGCAGAAGAGGAUUCGCUAUGAUGACAAUGUACGGAAAACACCUAGCAGCAUGGACCAGGAAUCAGAGAAGAAAGUCGAGGGGGCCACUGUCAACAAGAAGAGAUAUAUACCCACCACCAAGGAAUGGGACGAGCAAUGUCGAGCCAAGUAUAUGGCCAAGCUGGAUGCGGAAAAGCAAACUCCAGACGCCUCUCCCAAGCCGCCUUUGGUCAACCCGAAUGUGGUCAACAUUACGCCAUCGGGAGUUAUCAGACUUGGCGACUUCAGGGCCACGUCCACGCCUCGAUAUUGCCCACCUUCCGAACUUCUGGAAGCGGAGAAGCGCAGGGGCAACCUUACCCAUUUUCGACCUCUUGCCCACUGGACAAUCCGUCAGAGUCCCCUACUUCCGCUGAAGAACUUGAUCAAUCAGAAGGGAAAAAUCGUGGAGCGCUACAGCAUCGAGCAACUUCUGGAGCUUGAACCGCAACCUGGCGAGCUGGAAAAGCCAGCUUUAGAUGAGGACCUGCAUAAUCUGGGUUUUCUGUGCGAUUGACAGGAAUGCUAGUCAUAGAUUGCAUCAACUCGGUCUUUGUGUUGUUUCCAAUUUAUUCUGUACCAAACAAUUCUGAAAAACGUAUUGCCACUAAUGAGUUCCGAUUCCGUUUUAAUGCAUGAAAAUAAAAGACAAUAUUUGGGAUAAUA